GCGGGCACUGUAUCUUGCGAACGACAGAAAUGGCAACCAACUGUGCAUCUGCAUUACAGAUCACCAACCAAUGGGUGGUGGCAGCGCUGAUUGUGUUCCUCCAAUAGGAAAGGGGCAGACGGGGAGGCGUUACUUCCUGGAGACUUCAGGUGUGGUAGCCGGCGCUGCGCCCAUAGCCGGGACGGGGAUCUGAGUUGGCAGGAUGAAUGUGGGGGUGGCGCACAGCGAAGUAAACCCCAACACUCGAGUGAUGAAUAGCCGAGGCAUCUGGCUGGCCUACAUCAUCUUGGUAGGACUGCUGCAUGUGGUUCUACUCAGCAUCCCCUUCUUCAGCAUUCCUGUUGUCUGGACCCUGACCAACGUCAUCCAUAACCUGGCUAUGUAUGUCUUCCUUCAUACGGUGAAAGGGACACCCUUUGAGACUCCUGACCAAGGAAAGGCUCGGCUACUGACACACUGGGAGCAAAUGGACUAUGGGCUCCAGUUUACCUCUUCCCGCAAGUUCCUCAGCAUCUCUCCUAUUGUGCUCUAUCUCCUGGCCAGCUUCUAUACCAAGUAUGAUGCUGCUCACUUCCUCAUCAACACAGCCUCAUUGCUCAGUGUACUGCUGCCGAAGUUGCCCCAGUUCCAUGGGGUUCGUGUCUUUGGCAUCAACAAAUACUGAGGGAUGGGUUUUGGGACAGCUCCAUGGGCAUAGGGAAGGCAGUGAAACAGAGGACUAUAAAACAUCCUUCUCUUAUUCUCCAUACUGUCUUCUACACCUUGAAAGUGUGAGAACUAUACAACCUUUUCCAGACUCCCAAGAAGAGAAGAGAUUGGCAAAUGGGGCUCCUGGGCCCAGUCCUGCCAGCGGCAAGUUUCUUUGAAUCAGGAAGGCAGGUGAGGUAAGGGCCAAAUCACUCUCCUCCAUAGCAGGAAGCCAUUUGGGCAGCUUGUUCAGUGAUUACAUCUUUCCCUAUCUUCUACACCUACCACCUUUUUUGCUGUGUAUUUUUCUUAUAAUAAUUUUUUCCAGCUAUAGCUGCAGUUUAAUCAGCAGGAAGGGCAGAGAGCUGUCCUCAUAAGGCUGGGGGUAGGAAGAUGGAAUACUGACCUAAUGUAUAAAACUUAAAACAAUU
Messenger RNA from Macaca mulatta (Rhesus monkey), 1118 nucleotides. RefSeq names its product ORMDL sphingolipid biosynthesis regulator 2 (gene ORMDL2). Gene Ontology annotation, cellular component: endoplasmic reticulum membrane. Lineage: Eukaryota; Metazoa; Chordata; Mammalia; Primates; Cercopithecidae. The record is from RefSeq and is a predicted model, not a curated record.